Messenger RNA from Mirounga angustirostris (Northern elephant seal), 10792 nucleotides. It is a transcript of the gene SBNO1, whose product is annotated as strawberry notch homolog 1. Gene Ontology annotation, molecular function: histone binding; chromatin DNA binding. Gene Ontology annotation, cellular component: nucleus. The transcript has 32 exons. The record is from RefSeq and is a predicted model, not a curated record. NCBI's taxonomy places the organism in Eukaryota, Metazoa, Chordata, Mammalia, Carnivora, Phocidae. Bases 257 to 4438 code for a protein of 1393 amino acids. Gene Ontology annotation, biological process: regulation of DNA-templated transcription.
GGGGGGGGAGGGAGGAAGUCACGUGGGGCGCGCGGUGCGCGCUGCGUGCGCGCGGCGCCUCAUCCGUCGCCCCACCCCCUCCCCUCCGGCGGGGCGGGGGUUUGGGGGGAGGGGCGUCAAGAUGGCGGCGGGGAGGUAGGCAGAGCCGGACGCCGCCGCUGCCGCCGCCACCGCCGCCUCCGCUCCAGUCGCCUCUAGUUCUUCAAGCUCUCGCCUCCCCAGAGAAGCUGUUCCGGCGUCGGUUCCCGCGGGGAAAAUGGUGGAGCCAGGGCAAGAUUUACUGCUUGCUGCUUUGAGUGAGAGUGGAAUUAGUCCGAAUGACCUCUUUGAUAUUGAUGGGGGAGAUGCGGGGCUUGCAACUCCAACACCUACUCCUUCAGUUCAGCAGUCCAUGCCACUUAGUGCAUUAGAACUAGGUUUGGAGACUGAAGCAGCAGUUCCUGUGAAACCAGAGCCAGAGACGGUACCUACUCCAGCGCUACUAAAUGUUAGGCAGCAGCCUCCAUCUACUACAACAUUUGUGCUGAAUCAAAUAAAUCAGCUUCCAACCCUGGGAUCAACAAUUGUAAUGACUAAAACACCGCCUGUAACAACAAAUAGGCAGACCAUCACUUUAACAAAGUUUAUCCAGACUACUGCAAACACACGCCCUUCAGUCUCAGCACCAGCAGUACGAAAUGCCAUGACCUCUGCACCCUCAAAAGACCAGGUUCAGCUGAAGGAUCUGCUGAAAAAUAAUAGUCUGAAUGAACUCAUGAAACUGAAGCCACCAGCUAAUAUUGCUCAGCCAGUUGCAACAGCAGCUACUGAUGUAAGCAAUGGUACAGUAAAGAAAGAAUCUUCUAAUAAAGAAGUAGCAAGAAUAUGGAUAAACGACAUGAAAAUGAGGAGUUUUUCUCCAACCAUGAAGGUCCCUGUUGUGAAAGAGGAAGAUGAACCAGAGGAAGAAGAUGAAGAAGAAAUGGGUCAUGCAGAAACCUAUGCAGAGUAUAUGCCUAUAAAAUUAAAAAUUGGCCUACGUCAUCCAGAUGCUGUAGUGGAAACUAGUUCUUUAUCCAGUGUUACUCCUCCUGAUGUUUGGUACAAAACAUCCAUUUCUGAAGAAACCAUUGAUAAUGGCUGGUUAUCAGCAUUACAACUUGAGGCAAUUACUUAUGCAGCCCAGCAACAUGAAACAUUCCUACCUAAUGGAGAUCGUGCUGGCUUCUUAAUAGGUGAUGGUGCUGGUGUGGGAAAAGGAAGGACGAUAGCGGGAAUUAUCUAUGAAAAUUACUUGCUGAGUAGAAAAAGAGCAUUAUGGUUCAGUGUUUCAAAUGAUUUAAAGUAUGAUGCUGAAAGAGAUUUGAGGGAUAUUGGAGCAAAAAACAUUUUGGUUCAUUCAUUAAACAAGUUUAAAUAUGGAAAAAUUUCUUCCAAACAUAAUGGGAGCGUGAAAAAGGGUGUUAUUUUUGCUACCUAUUCUUCCCUUAUUGGUGAAAGUCAGUCUGGCGGUAAAUAUAAAACUAGAUUAAAACAACUUCUGCAUUGGUGCGGUGACGACUUCGAUGGAGUGAUAGUGUUUGAUGAAUGUCAUAAAGCAAAAAACUUAUGUCCUGUUGGUUCUUCAAAGCCAACCAAGACAGGCUUAGCAGUUCUAGAGCUUCAGAACAAAUUGCCAAAGGCCAGAGUUGUUUAUGCUAGUGCCACUGGUGCUUCUGAACCACGAAACAUGGCCUAUAUGAACCGUCUUGGAAUAUGGGGUGAGGGAACUCCAUUUAGAGAAUUCAGUGAUUUUAUCCAAGCAGUAGAACGGAGAGGUGUUGGUGCCAUGGAAAUAGUUGCUAUGGAUAUGAAGCUUAGAGGAAUGUACAUUGCUCGACAGCUGAGCUUUACUGGAGUGACCUUCAAAAUUGAGGAAGUUCUUCUUUCUCAGAGCUAUGUGAAAAUGUAUAACAAAGCAGUCAAGCUGUGGGUCAUUGCCAGAGAGAGAUUUCAGCAAGCCGCAGAUCUGAUUGAUGCUGAGCAACGCAUGAAGAAAUCCAUGUGGGGUCAGUUCUGGUCUGCGCAUCAGAGAUUUUUCAAAUACUUGUGCAUAGCAUCCAAAGUUAAAAGGGUUGUGCAACUAGCUCGAGAAGAAAUCAAGAAUGGAAAAUGUGUUGUAAUUGGUCUGCAAUCAACAGGAGAAGCUAGAACGUUAGAAGCCUUGGAAGAGGGUGGAGGAGAAUUAAAUGAUUUUGUUUCAACGGCCAAAGGAGUGUUGCAGUCACUUAUUGAAAAACACUUCCCUGCUCCAGACCGGAAAAAACUUUAUAGUUUGCUAGGAAUUGAUUUGACAGCUCCAAGUAACAAUAGUUCACCAAGAGAUAGUCCUUGUAAAGAAAAUAAAGUAAAGAAGCGGAAAGGUGAAGAAAUAACUCGAGAAGCCAAAAAAGCACGAAAAGUAGGUGGCCUUACUGGUAGCAGUUCCGAUGACAGUGGAAGUGAAUCUGACGCGUCUGAUCAUGAAGAAAGUGACUAUGAGAGCUCUAAAAACAUGAGUUCCGGAGAUGACGAUGAUUUCAACCCAUUCAGAGAUGAGUCUAGUGAGGAUGAUGAAGAUGAUCCCUGGUUAAUCAGAAAAGAUCACAAAAAAAGCAAAGAUAAAAAAAAAAAGAAAAGUAUAGAUCCAGAUUCUAUUCAAAGUGCCUUAUUAGCAUCAGGUCUUGGAUCAAAACGACCUAGUUUUUCAUCUACACCAGUAAUUUUGCCUGCUCCUAACAGUGCACCAGCUAACAGUAACACCAACAGUAACAGUAGCCUUAUAACAAGUCAGGAUGCUGUGGAAAGGGCCCAGCAGAUGAAGAAAGACCUACUUGAUAAACUAGAGAAAUUAGCUGAAGACCUCCCUCCUAAUACCUUGGAUGAACUUAUUGAUGAACUUGGUGGCCCUGAGAAUGUUGCUGAGAUGACUGGUCGCAAAGGGAGGGUUGUAAGCAAUGAUGAUGGAAGCAUAUCUUAUGAGUCAAGAUCUGAACUUGAUGUCCCUGUGGAAAUACUAAAUAUCACGGAAAAACAAAGAUUUAUGGAUGGAGAUAAGAAUAUUGCUAUUAUCUCAGAAGCUGCCAGCUCGGGUAUUUCAUUACAAGCAGAUCGGAGAGCUAAAAAUCAAAGGCGAAGAGUUCAUAUGACUUUGGAAUUACCCUGGAGUGCUGAUAGAGCAAUUCAGCAAUUUGGACGAACUCAUAGAUCAAACCAAGUUACUGCUCCCGAGUAUGUGUUUCUGAUUUCUGAAUUGGCAGGGGAACAAAGAUUUGCUUCUAUUGUUGCUAAAAGACUUGAGAGCUUGGGAGCGCUUACACAUGGUGACAGAAGAGCAACAGAAUCUAGAGAUCUGAGCAGGUUCAAUUUUGAUAAUAAGUAUGGAAGAAAUGCUUUAGAAAUUGUCAUGAAAUCCAUUGUCAACCUAGAUUCUCCUAUGGUAUCACCACCUCCAGACUACCCUGGAGAAUUCUUUAAAGAUGUUCGACAAGGACUGAUAGGAGUUGGCCUGAUAAAUGUAGAAGAUCGUUCAGGAAUUCUUACUCUAGAUAAAGAUUAUAACAACAUAGGAAAAUUCUUAAAUAGAAUUUUGGGCAUGGAAGUACAUCAGCAGAACGCAUUAUUUCAGUAUUUUGCAGACACACUUACAGCGGUUGUUCAAAAUGCCAAAAAAAAUGGAAGAUACGAUAUGGGAAUUUUAGAUCUUGGUUCUGGAGAUGAAAAAGUGAGGAAAAGUGAUGUUAAGAAGUUUUUGACUCCAGGAUAUUCCACUUCUGGUCACGUAGAGUUAUACACUAUUAGUGUGGAGAGGGGAAUGUCUUGGGAGGAAGCUACCAAGAUUUGGGCUGAGCUGACAGGACCAGAUGAUGGCUUUUACUUGUCGUUGCAAAUAAGGAACAACAAGAAAACUGCCAUCUUAGUUAAAGAAGUGAACCCUAAAAAGAAGCUUUUCUUAGUUUAUAGACCAAAUACUGGGAAACAGCUCAAAUUAGAAAUUUAUGCUGAUCUAAAAAAGAAAUAUAAGAAGGUAGUCUCAGAUGAUGCCCUGAUCCACUGGUUAGAUCAGUAUAAUUCAUCUGCAGAUACUUGUACUCAUGCUUAUUGGCGUGGCAACUGCAAAAAAGCCAGCUUGGGAUUAGUUUGUGAAAUAGGUCUUCGUUGCCGCACGUAUUAUGUAUUAUGUGGCUCCGUUCUGAGUGUCUGGACAAAGGUUGAAGGUGUUCUGGCAUCUGUCAGUGGCACAAAUGUGAAGAUGCAGAUAGUUCGGCUAAGAACAGAGGAUGGACAACGGAUUGUAGGUUUGAUCAUUCCUGCAAAUUGUGUGUCUCCUCUUGUAAAUCUCCUGUCAACUUCAGACCAGUCUCAACAGCUUGCGGUCCAACAGAAACAGCUCUGGCAGCAGCGUCACCCACAGAGCAUCGCCAACUUGAGCAACGCAUAAGAACAGACAGGUUUCGACAUGGAUGUAUCUGAAAUGCUGUUGAAGCAUAUCAUUUGCAUAAAAAUCAGGGACAGUUUCCAAAGAAUUAUAAUUUUUUUUCAGUUGUGCUCUCUCUAGUUAAUUUUUUUGGGAAUAAGGACAAACCUGGAAUAGAUAGCAAAACUGAAAAUCAGCAGUGCCGAUGGUGGUACAUAUGUCUUUCCUUCGCUUUUCCCAUGGUACUUCCCAUAUGCUUUUACUUUGGGUGAGCAGAGGGAUAUGUGCGCGUGCGUGUGUGUCUGUUUGUUUGUGAGUUUGUUAAAGGCUACAAACCACAAUUGGUUUAAAAAUGCUUGGAACUUCCCAAACUGGCUUUACUUUUAUGUUACACAGUGCUCAGGGUUAACGCAGUACAUCCAUGCAAUUGCUGUGGGAGUUAUCCCCAGAUGCAUGUGUUUUGAGUCUAUAAAUAUAGAAAAUAUAUAUUGGUUUCUUUUUCCAACUUAUUAAACAAUAGGUUUAUUAAAGCAUGAAAUGAAAGGUUGCAUAUCAUGCAUUCAGGUUUUUUUCUAGUUUUUGUUCUGACAGUGCAUGUCUUUGAAAGCAUGUGUAAACAAGAUUAAAACGAGUCAAGUAACGGAGAGAAACUUUGUAGAUGUACAGCAUUGGUUAUUGCAUUUUUAUAGUGUUUAUACCUGGGUAUUGCUUCUCACCCUGCAAAUUCCACUCCCAGGCCCAUUCUCCCUGCCCCAAGUUUCUUGUCAAGGUAAUGAGUACAUAACAUUUUUUGUGGUAAAACUCUUAAAAAGUUAAUUUUAAUGUAUUAAUAGUAUUCCUAAUGUGUGCUGCAGAAACGGCUACAAGCCUGCUUUUCUUAAAAUUACAUUUUCCUUAACUUAAAGAUAGUUUUAGAAGUACAAAUUGGCUUCCAUCUUGCAAACAAUCUUUUUUUUUACUUCAUUAUCUUAAUUUGUCACUCAUAAAAAAGGAAACCGUACUUGAGCUGUAAACUAGACAAUGAGGAGACACUUGAGGCUUCUGCUGUAUGUUUAUUUCUUGUUGUUAUUGUUGUUACCCAGUAACUUGAAUAUUGUUUAAUGUGUUGUAAGACAUUGUAGAGUUUAUCUCAAGCUGUUAAAAAUGGUAAUGUACAAAUGUGAAUAGACACUUAUCUAUAAUAUGGGUAAGUUUUGUUUCGCCUAUAAUAGAUGUUUAUAAAAACAAGUGAGGGGACAAUUGGUUUUUUUGUUUCCUUUUGUUUUCCUCCCCCCCCCUUUUUUUUUUUGCUUGCACAGGUUGCACUAUUGAAAAAUUGAGAUUGUAUAAACCUGGUCAAAAGCUACAAGAUACCACAGUCUUGUAGAUGUCUAAUAAAAAGUUAUUAUACUAACCAGAAGUGGACUCGUGUUUAGGUCCUCACCACUUGCAGAAGCAGUCUGUGACGGGGAUUCUGCAGAACUUGUGUGUUGCUCAGCAUUCCAGGUAGCCUUCUGUUUGGGCUUCUAUUGGGCUCGCCCUCAAAAUUGAGAUGGUAUUGAGGAAGGGGUGAAAUGAUAGUACUUUUGAAUGUUGCUCAAGUUGAAUUGUUCUCUUUUGUUACUUUUUAAACUUCUAGCAGAACCAGGUGGGAUGGAUGUUCAGUGAUGGAAAGCUAGGGCUUUCAUCUUCCUGUGUUUCUUUAAGCCUGAGUUUGCUUAUGUCAAGUUUACCAUAAGUUUCCUUUAGAUUUAUUUAUUCUUAAUACCUAGGAGAACACAUUGACAGUAAUUUCUGUUCUUUGGCAUGUUUUGCCAAGUGGAUGCAACUUUUAUCCUCAGUCUAGGCUUUCUAUCUCAGGCAGUGAUCCAUCUGAAUAUCAACCAGUGUUCCUUGUUAGGGCCACUAGACCCAGCUGGCAGCCAAGAGCAGAUUGUCCCACCUGCAGCAAAACUUCUCAGUUAAUUCCUGUCUUUUUAAACCGGUAGUCUGUUCAGUGUCCAUCAACACACUAAAGUGAAAUAGAAUUGGGGAAGGGAACCCUAACAGACCUGUUCCCCUCAGUGAAACAAAAUGGCAGGGUUAGGGAAGACAGAUUCUCAUAGGCUCUUGGCCCAACUUUCUCUUUUGUGUGGGGGGUAUCUUUUUUUGCAGGGUAUGCUUACUUCCAAGCAGCAUCAGUACGAGAAUUCUGUAGCAUGCAGUUGGUUGACGCCCAUAAUUCCUGAUGUAAUGUUUGCUCUUUUGAACAGCUAUCUUGAUGCAAAGGGCAUGUGUAUGUACUGUUCUUUGAGGAACAGCUUUGUUUUGCUUUUAAAAAUAAGGUCCAGAAAUAAGGCCUCUGAAAAGUCUCCGAGGAGACCUCAAAAAGGCGACCAAUGUAAAUGGAAGGGGAUUUGAGGUGCCACAUGCCCCUGCCCAUCAUGCCCAUCAUGGCGUGGAGUGUGUUGAGCACCAAGAGUCUGCUGCUCAUCCCCCUCUCUGGAGGCUGAACAUAGGACCUUUACACUGUGCCCUUAUCUAAGUCAGCAAGUUCAGGUUGGCCAGCAUGGGAAAACCCAGGAUUCAAGGUCCUCCUCUGUCAAAAAAUCAAGUCUUAACAACAGCUAACUUCUGUAAAACAGGUCCAUGUAUUUCAGGAUCUGAAUGCCACGUCUGACCCCAGGGCCUUGUUGAACCCGAUGUGAGUCCAUUUGGCCCCUGCAAUGCCUUUCCUCCCUUUUUAGCAAUAUGGCUCUGAGCACAAAAGAUUCGAUUGUAAAUCAUGUUCGUGUUUUCAGAGUUUACAGUGUCAUUUGUGCUGAAAACCACUUUCUGAGUCCAGAGCUGCUCAGAUGGUAUCUUGGGGGUAAUUCAUGUUCCCCGAGUUUAGCAAUCUCCACACCACAAGGUCUCUAUCUGCAGUUCAGUGGGAUUAUCCAGAUAUAGGCAUCAAUGAUGUGUAUUCCUCAAAGUAUUAACGGAGUAUUUCUUUAAACACAACUUGAUCAAAAAGUAAAUAUCUUAAGGAAUUUUCCCUUUUUGCUGCUAUAUUGCAGAUAGACUCUUCAAUAUCUUUUCUUUACAUCUGUAUAUAAGUUAGCAAGAACUUGCAUCCAAAGCAAUGUACUAGUUUGUGUUUGUGUACAUAUAUUUAUUCCAGUCCAAUUAAUUAGCACUUCAGAAAAUUUUUUUGGCUGCAACAGGAACCCUUUUCAUUUUAGUGUGCUUCAUCUGUAAAGGUAAAAGUUCUAGAUUACCAAGCUCCAGGGGACUGUAACAUCUUAGAGGUUUUGUGUCUGCAGCCCCUGGGGCAUUCAUUUGCUAGCCUCCAUGUGAUACUAUUAGAACUCCUAAUAGGCACGACCAGAAAGGGCACCAGGACAGCAUUUACAGUUGUAUAAUGCGAGCCUUUUCCCCCACCCCCUCUACUUCCCAGUUAGCACGAAGGCAAAAAGCAGUAGAUUACAAAUGAUUGGUGCAUCUCAGUUUAUGAAAGUAGGAGCAGAGAAAAAGUAUUUUCCCUUUUGGUCCUUUUCUUGAUAAGAUAUUAAGAGGAAGGUCCAUGUCUACGAUCUCUUACUUUAAAAACGUACCUGAGUGAUACUUGGUAGUUUCUGAGAAUGGUGCUACGUAAGAGUUGCUGUUAGGCCUGGGAUCCAGUUAGCCGGACGUUGGGUUAGUUCAGGCAUCCCAGUAGCAAAGGCAGGCACUGUGAUGAUGGGCAUCACAUCACACCCUUGUGUCUGGGCUCUCCCUGGCUAAGCACAUACCCACACACAGGGCUGUGCACACUUUGCUGUUGGGGUACGGCAGGCAGUUCAUGUCGUGGCUGCAGCUGCAAGCAGAAACGGUUUCUGAAAGUUCCUCAUGGCAUGCCAAUUAUCGAAUAUGAAUGCAGUGUCUUUAAAGGGCAUAUAAGUGAAGGAAACACAUCUAGAUACCCGCAACUCAAGUUAGCUAGUAGUUUUUUUCUGAGUACUUGAGGUGAAAUCCAAGACCCACCUUCUUAUUUUAGGCUGUACUUAUAUAUAUGUACAUAAAUGUGUAUAUAUAGAAAUGUUGAGUUCUUUUGAAUUCUGAAUGUAAAUAUUUCUUGUAAAUUGGGACCCCACCCACUUGUUUUUCCCUUUCCCUCUUCCCUUCAAUCCUAUUUAUUCUUUUCUUGACUUCCCAUAUGGGGCAUCUUACAAUUUUUUUUAUACAAAAGUAUGGAAAACUUCUUCGUUGAAUUUGUUCAUAUAUUUUAGAAUUCAGUUUUGCAUCUUUACUAUAGAAUUCCUAUGUCUAUUUUGUGUUAAUAUUUUUCAACAUGCCUGAUUGUGUUUGCAUUUUUAUUACAAAUUUUUACUGUGUGCAAUGCAUUGUAUUGGGGGGAAUGUACUUGAGUGCAAUUUCUGAUACUGUCAUUAUAUGACUAGUUAUGCUCAUUUAUGUUGCUCUUUGGAAGCUAUAGUGAGCCUGAUGUUUUCACAUAAAAAAAAAUGUCCUCCCAAGACUUCCUUUAAGCUCCUCUAACUUCUUCAGUGCAUUUGGGAUCCAAUGUACCUCUUCAGUAACCCGACUUGCUCCUACCCUUACAGUUUUCCAGGCCUGUACCAAAGUUUUCAUCUGUGUGGCUCUCCAGCUGAGAAGAAAAUCUUGCAGAUCUGACAGUAAUUGAUGGCCUGCUGCUGGCUGCAAAGUUUCUGUGUUUUUUAAAGAAGUCAGGCCUAUACUUUUAACCUGCAAAUAAGAAAUCAGAAAUUUACUUUGCAGUGAGCACAGGUAAUCUGCUUCUGCUCUCACCUGUUAAGGAUUCUAAUAGCGGAUGGGGAGACUGGCCCGGUACAUGUGGGUCUCCAUAAAGAAUGUACUUGAAGGAACAGUUGUCCUCCCAGAGAGAGCAACACAACUGCUCUGGAGGCUUCCAUGAGCCUUCAGUUCAUGGGUUGAUUCUGUGCUGAGGGUAGAAGAGGCCGUUAACUCUGGGUGGACUGGCCAGCAGGCUCCCCUGCGCCUCUCUCACCACUAGUAUACUCCUGGGAGUUGCCCUUGACUGGAUGGAGCAGCCAGAAACCUCAUUGCUGAGCUGGAUUAAAGCAUUCUUGAUAAUGAGUGUUGCCAGCAGGGAAGGACCCAGGGGUGGCUCGUGAAAAUGGUGGUAAUUAUCUGCUGGGAGGCAGACAUUGGGUUUUUUUACUUAAAAAUUUUGCACUUUGAAGAAAAUGUUCCUCCAUGACUUUCAGGAGGGCUUGCCGUGAGCAUUUCUUGGGCCUUUCACUCAUGUACGUGUUUCAUUUACCUGUCGAACUUGCUAGACUUGUUGAAAGUUUACAAGUUGUCUGCAUGUAGAUAAGCCUUUGGAACCUAGCAUAUCUUAAAUUAGGGCCUGUCAGAGAUGCGCUCCAGUGGGAGUCCCGGCUCAGACCCACCGUGCCCACUCCCUGCCUCUGGUGCCCGAGGAGUGGUGAGCGGGGCAGCGUGCAGCAGCCAUCCCGGGCGCUGCAGUGGCGGGACAGCUCAGAGCGCCCGCCGGCGUGAGCCCAGCAAGGGACGCAGCCUGGCCAAGUUGGUUCUUCUGCUUCUCGAAGCUCAGGCCUCCCCCGGGUCUGAGGGUCAAUCCGCAGGCGCCUUAGUGAGCACGCCCCAUUCUUCCACCUCCCCACCCCUAGGGCCUUUCUUGCUGUGACGGCAUCUGUAGCACUGAAGAGGAUAAAGAAGCUUUGAGCCUUCUUUCCGACUUCCACAUCAGGGGCAGAGAGCUUGUUUCUUCUACAUAGCACAUUGUAGUCUCACCGCCAUUAGGGAGAAAAACCAUCCUGUUCAUGGUUUAUACGGAAUUUGCAAACUACUGAUCGUUAUUUUUCAAUAACCACUUGUAUCUACCAUCAACCAUGAGAGGUGGGAAGAGGUAUGCUGUAUCUCUGCAAUAAAACUUUUGCCAGGUUCUACCUCUGCUGAGCAAAGGAUACUUUUAUACUAAGUAGGCAUAGGUCUUCCUCCUUUACUGAUCUGACUUGGUGCGUCUCGAGACAACGUGUGAUGGAAUCCAAAGACAAUUUGAAACUAAGGUGGAUGUAAACUCUUGGUGGUUUUUAUUUGGUUCUCUUUUUUUAUAUCUCCCUUUGUAUAUUGCUCCUCUGUCUUGAAUGUCCGUUCGUGUACGAAGGGUACGCACUGCUUCAUUCAGCCUUCCACGGUCAAUCCAGUACCGAGUGUCCAGAAGCGAUGGUUCCAACCAUUCUGAUAUGUAACUUUAAAAAUUGGGUCUCAUGCAAUAAACAUGUGUUGGCUGCAUUUAGCGAGGUUUACCCUUGCAAGUAAAAAACGAUCAACCAUGAAGCAUAACAAACUCUGUAUUUAGUUUUUUGUUGUCGUGUUUUUUGUUUUUUUCUUUUUUUUUUUGUAAGAUUCUUAAAUAAAUUAAACUGGCUAAUA